AGCUCGAGCGUUUGGAGUCCGCCAGUGUCUGGGGAAGGUAGCAGACGCUUCUCUUCUUCGGACUUUGAAAUUCAAACGCCGUCAAAUUCCAUGAGUAAUUAUUCUAGUAACCACUGUGCUGUACAACAAAGCCAGGCGACCUCUGUAAUUUCAUUUGAAUUUCCCAACAAACGACUUAUAGGGUAGUAGUAGUAAUAGUAGUAGCUAACAUAGCUAGCCUAAAACAUGCCGAAUUUUUGCGCGGCCCCGAACUGCACACGGAAGAGCACACAGUCGGACUUGGCCUUUUUUCGUUUUCCAAGGGACCCUGAGAGAUGUCGAAUAUGGGUAGAAAAUUGUCGCAGGGCAGAUCUGGAGGCCAAAACAGUCGAUCAGUUAAACAAGCAUUAUAGAUUGUGUGCAAAACACUUUGACCCAUCACUGGUGUACAAAACCAGCCCUUAUAGAACCGUGCUGAAGGAUACGGCCAUUCCCACCAUGUUUGAUCUGACCAUCCGGCCUCGGGGUCAUGGUGACAAACAUCGCAAGCAGAUUAAAGAACUUACAGAGGAGGACUUAAAACGGAUAAAGGAAAGGAGAUUGGCGGCUGCUGCUGCGUCCAAAAAAGAAAACACCGUUGAGGAAAGCACAAGUGCCAAUGGAGUGGAGCCGCAGCUGUCCACAGAGGAGAGGGAGCUUCGCAGUUACCUGAGGUCUUUAUUUGAGGUUGUAAUCCUGCUGGCAAAGCAGAGCAUCCCCCUGGAGACGUUCAAGGUGUCAGCGAGUGAGAAGCUGUCCAACAACUUCCAGGCCUUGCUGGAUUACCGCAUAAACGCUGGAGACGCAGCACUGAGGAGGCGCUUUGAGGGGACGGCUGUUAAUGCCGAGUACCUCUCCACCACGCAGCUGGUCCAGCUUCUGGAUGUGUGUGAGAACACGGUAAGGGAGGAGAUGCUCAUGGAGGCGAGGGAGAGUCGUAUCUUCUCACUGGUUACAGCCGACCUGGUUGACUUUGGCAACGAGAAGCACCUGCCGCUUUUCCUGCGCUUUGUCAACCAGCAGAACAUCCUCCGGGAAGAGUUUUUGGACUUUGUGCCAUUCAACGGCGACGAAGUGGCACUGGUGGAGAGGCUGGAGGCGCAGCUGACAGAGCGCUGGGGGCUCAGCAUGGAGGACUGCCGCGGUCAGGCACACAAGGUCACAGGGGCGUCUGCCACCAAGAUGAAGGCUGUGGCCGUGCUCCUGAUGGAGAAGUACCCACUGGCCUUGCACAUGCCGUGCUCGCGCAUGGCACUCAACAUCCACCUGGCCAACAGUCUCCCUUUCCCCAAUGUCCAAAUCCUCAUGGAGACGCUGAGGAGGAUCAGCAUCUUCUUCAGAAAACCGGGCACACAGGCCGAGCUGGAGAAGGCAAUAUCAUCUCACUAUCAGAAGAACGAGGACAAAGCAGUGGCGCUGAAACAAGCCUGCAGUAGCGGCUGGACUAAGCAACAUAACGUCUUCGACGUGCUGCUGGACAUCCUGGUACCGCUCAUCUACUGCAUGGACGCCGUUCACAGCAACACCGAUGGAGUAUUUGACAGUGCCGUGAUGGCAGAUGCCCGUUCCCUCGCCGAAAUCCUGGCCGACUUUGAGAUGGCGAUGACCGUGAUCGUGUUGAAGAAUGUCCUGAUGUAUACCAGAGCGUUCGGCAGGAAUCUCCAAGGCGAGACUCAAGAGGCAUUUUCCGCCGCCAACAGCUUGACAGCGGUCAUGCAUUCGCUAAACGAGGUCAACGAUAACAUCGACGUCUACCAUGACUUCUGGUACGAGGAGGCCGUAAACGUGGCCACCGGCAUGGAGAUAUGUGUGCGUGUCCCCAGGCUCUUUACUCAGAGGCAGCGCGCGGCCGACAUAGGAGAGAUCCAAAUGGAGGCCUACUACCGAGAGUAUGUGACUCUCCCUAUCAUCCACAGCGUCAUGCAGGAAGUGGAGGAGAUGUUCUCUGACGUCAACAUCAAAGCCCUCAAAUGUAUCUCGCUGGUGCCAGCCAUCAUGGGCCAGAUGAAGUUUAACACCACCGAGGAGAACGACGCUGACAUUUACCACGGCGACCUGCCCAAUCCUGAGACGCUCCCCGCCGAGCUUCACUGCUGGAGGAUCAAGUGGAAGCACCGCGGCAAGGAGGUGCGCCUGCCCAACUCCAUUCACGAGACGCUGCAGCUGCCUGACAUCAAGUUCUUCCCCAACGUCAACGCUUUCCUCAAGGUUCUCUCGACCCUGCCCGCUCUCACGAUGGAAGAGCAGCCGGGCGAGGCGGCGGACGCACGGCUGCAGGCCUACCUGGACACCGUGCCGGCCAAGCAAUGGGACCGGAGUCUUGCCGUGCUCCACGUCAACGCCCACGUCAAGCCCGACCUAGACGUGAUGGUGGACAAAUACUGCAGACUUUACCCGGAGGAUGAGGCUGAAAUGGAGGCGGAAUCUGAGGAGGUAGCUGAAGAGGAGGCCAUGAAGUGAAACACAUCCUUUUGUUUUAUACGGAUUGUCGCUUUAGUGUAUUUUCACUUAUGUUUAUAGUGUGUUAAAACAUUUUGGAUUCACACAUUAGAUAAUGAGACAGAUUAUUUUUGAUACAGCUCUCCUCCCAAUGUUGUUGCUGAUAGAUGUAUGCAGAGGUAUUGAAGACAUCAUUGACUAACCUGUUAUCAAUUAAAAAAGGCCAUAACAUAUGUUCUUGACGUUUAAUAACCUCUUCCUGUACAGAUGGACUCAUUUUUUUUAGUCGCAGUUUCUGUAGAAAGACCACAAGAGGGAGCCACCUCACCAAAUACUAUUAGGGACACUUUCCAAAUACAUUCAACAUGGAGGUCACAUUACCAGUUUUUAUUUAUUUUCUGAAUCUGAUUUAAACUAAUAUUGUGUAGACUGUGUAUUGGUAUUUAUAUGGGUUAGUUUUAAGUAUUUCAAUGUAUUUACUAUUAUUUGCCCGAUCGAUGUGUCUCUUGCCAAACAUGAAUUAUUAAUGUGCUAUUUAAUCUUUAUAAAGCAGUGUUACAUUUUGGUUUGUAUGCAUGUUGCUUUUGCCUUAAACGGCAUGCUCAACUCAGUCCUAAAUCAGUGACAUUUGCUUCGCUAAAAUGAUGUUUAGGUUCAUUCUAAACAUCACAAUAAUUAAAUACAUUUGGUAAAGUCACACUUCUCCUAACUCAGGGGUGUCAAACUCAUUUUAGAUAGGGGGCCACAUGGAGAAAAAUCUACUCCCAAGUGGGCCGGACUGGUAAAAUCACGGCACGAUAACUUAAAAAUAAAGACAACUUCAGAUU
This is a messenger RNA of Nerophis lumbriciformis (worm pipefish), 3284 nucleotides long. It is a transcript of the gene thap12b, whose product is annotated as THAP domain containing 12b. The record is from RefSeq and is a predicted model, not a curated record. Lineage: Eukaryota; Metazoa; Chordata; Actinopteri; Syngnathiformes; Syngnathidae.